AUGCCUUUUCUCACAGGUCCCAACGGCGAGCAAGUCGUUCCAAUCCGAAUCAAUGGUGUCUCUGAGCCUCUAGAUCCAACUCGUCUUAUUCCAAUUGAGUCUAAUGGUCAAGACAAAAUCGUCCACUACGCUCAAAGCGCAACUCCUGAGAUAGCCAUCAAAGCGGUCGAUGCAUCUCACAGAGCAUAUCUGAAGUGGAAGAACACUUCCUAUGUUGAACGUCGGGAUCUGCUCCUUCGGGUGGCUGAUGUGAUUGACUCUUGGGUGGAGCGUUUUGCUCAGCUGCAAGCAGAGGAGACAUCUAGCACCAUAGCUUGGGGCCGAGCAAACGCAUUCAUUUUGACUAGAUUCAUCCGGGAGAUAGCAACUAGCAUCUCAGAUGCUACGACAGGAGAAAUCCCGCCUUUGGAGCAGCCUGGAGCAAUUGCAUUGGUGUACAAAGAACCAGUUGGCGUUUUCUUAGCUGCUCCCAUUGCUGCUGGGUGCUCGGUUGUGCUAAAGGCUUCAGAAAUGUGUCCACGAACACAUCACACCAUCGUCGAGGCAUUUGAGGAGGCCGGUAUGCCUAACGGCCUCAUCAACGUAGUUCAAGCCUCGCGUGAAGAUGGUCCAGCAACGACGGAAGCUUUGAUUGCUCAUCGAGCGAUCCGCAAGGUUGCAUUCACAGGCAGUGCUGCUGUGGGAAGAAUCAUUUGUCAGACGGCGUCCAGAUAUUUGAAGCCUGUCUUGAUGGAACUCGGAGGGAAAGCCCCAGCUAUCGUCCUCAAAGAUGCUGACGUUGAGCUCGCGGCCGACAAGAUCAUUUAUGGUGCGUUUUUACACCAUGGGCAGAUUUGCAUGUCCACCGAUCGCAUUAUAGUGGUUCAAGAGCUUGCAGAUGAGCUCAUUCAAGCGAUGAAAAUUGCUCUCAAGGCACGAUUCCCCGACGGAGCAGGUUAUGCUGGCAGCAAGAGGCUGGCUAAGAGGGCCCAUGAUCUCUUGCAAAAGGCUCACGCCGCAGGAGCUCAUUUCGUCAUUGGCGAUGGAAGUCUCAAUGCAGAUGGAUCUAACCUGACACCAACGAUCGUCACAGAUAUAAAGCCCACGGAUGAAAUCUUCCACGAGGAGAUAUUCUCUCCUGCUGCAAUUCUCACCAUUGUCAAAGAUGAGGCUGAGGCUGUCCUUUUUGCCAACGACACACUACAUGGCCGCAACGCUUCUGUGCACAGCCGCGAUAUUCUCGCUGCGAUCCGGGUCGCCAAGCAGAUUGAGGCUGGGCAGGUUCACAUUGGUAAUCUGACAGAGUUUGACGAGCCGAAUAUUCCGUUUGGCGGAACCAAGGACAGUGGCUGGGGAAGAAACAAUGGCAAAUAUGCUUUAAAUGAGUUUUUGAUUGACAAGACUAUUACGAUCCUUGAUCCAGCCGCGGAUGAGAUUCGAUUUGGAAAAUAG
Messenger RNA from Trichoderma asperellum CBS 433.97, 1431 nucleotides. NCBI's taxonomy places the organism in Eukaryota, Fungi, Ascomycota, Sordariomycetes, Hypocreales, Hypocreaceae. The record is from RefSeq and is a predicted model, not a curated record.